Messenger RNA from Exaiptasia diaphana, 1828 nucleotides. RefSeq lists its product as uncharacterized. Gene Ontology annotation, molecular function: calcium ion binding. NCBI's taxonomy places the organism in Eukaryota, Metazoa, Cnidaria, Anthozoa, Actiniaria, Aiptasiidae. The record is from RefSeq and is a predicted model, not a curated record. Bases 8 to 1645 code for a protein of 545 amino acids. The transcript is spliced from 7 exons.
CUUUUGCAUGAAACAGAAGAUAGUGCUUGCAUUGUUUAUUUGGCAGUGCUGUACUUCAAGCUGCAUAUAUGGCCAUCAYAACGACAAUGGCGGCGAGURCAACACUGCUCCUUGUCAAAAUGGUGGAAGUUGCAUCGAUCUUGUCAACGGUUACAAAUGCUUGUGCGAAGAUAAUUGGACUGGAUCAAAUUGUGAAACAAUCGAACCAAUAAUGAUAUYAAAUUGUCCUCGAUCGCUGUUUGGUGUGGCUUAUGCUAAUCAGACAGCGUCAAUCAUGUGGACUCCUCCAACCGCCACUGAUGGCUGGAAUGCAAUAACAAACGUCAAGAUUACACCAUCAGAGAUUAUUAAACCGCCACAUAAGUUUCCUCUUGGCCAGCACCUGGUCCGGUACACCUUUUCUAGCGAUUCACACGUCAAAAGAUGCUCUUUCCAUGUGGUUGUCAUGGAAAAAGUUCAAAUUAUCCAAAAUCCUCCAAAGCAAGUAUUCAUUCGUCCAGGGAAGAUGUUUCACUUUCACUGUCAAGCUACGUCAUCUCGUCCUAUUCGCUACUUGUGGACUAAAAACGAUAACGAACUAAAGAGUUCAGAUCGAAUUCAAUGGUCUUUAGAUAUCCCUGGUCUUGUGAUUAAAGACAUCGUGGAAGAAGACAGUGGAAAGUACACGUGUGAUGCUUUUGCAAGCGGAAAAGAAAGUCCAGUAGAAGCUUCUAUAGUCAGCACUUUGUUUCGAGUUAACAGCGAUAUUAACUGGUCUUCUUGGGAUGACUGGGGCCCAUGUGAUUGUAAAAAAAGAAAACGAACAAGAUUUAGGACUUGUGUGACACCAAAAGGUGACAAAGCCAUAGGCUGCGACGGUCGAAGAAAGAUGGUUGAAAAUUGCGCACGUGCCUGCAAAGUUGGCUCUUCAAGUGUUUCGUCAAAGCGUCACAAGAAUCUCUCUAAAGCAAUCAAAGUAGCGUUUCAACGCAAGGUGGAACAAGAGCCUGCUGAAAAAAGAACUGUCAACAAGUUUUUAGACACUUUUUACGGAAAGCUGGCUUUGUGGAGCUCAGUUGCUAUUAUUGGCGUUGCUUUUUGCUGUGCGGGUUUUCUUGCAUUAGGUUUCGUCCACGAAAAAAAGGCGAAGACAAAAGACAAAAAUAAAAGAGAAAAGCUUGCAGAUCUGGAAAAGUCCAAUUUAUAUGAAACAUCCAGUCAAAGUGAUGCGGAAGCUAUCUAUGAUGUCGAAGAAGAAAUUGACCGAAAAGCUUAUGAAAAGAGACGAGUUAUACACGAACUAACCCCAAAGAAACGCGAUCGUAAAGAGAUGGGUGAUGACUUACAGCUUGCACGAUCAGUUAUUCUAGAAGAAGGGAUCGAUAAAGAACACGAAAACGCUGUAGCUGCAAAGAGGAAAGAAAUCAUUAGGAGAACAUCUACCGAUGCUUGCAAGGGAUCUUUGUUGGAGAGUAUUAAUCGUAGCAGGGCGGUUAUCAUGGCCAAAUCGGGUGACAAYACUGAGAUGAACGAUAAAAGUCMUAAAAUGGACGACACUGAGGACGACACUGAAAACCUCGUUAUGGUGCAAGCUGUCGUUACCCAUGAUGUCAAGGAGGCUCACAUUAAACAGGUUGACGACUGGGUUCCGUCACAUGAUAACUGAUUUAUCUUGAUUGUGGCUAUGGAUGUAAGAUUCAGUCUAACGAGGCCGUCCUCAUCUACUUUACAAAGACAAACGGCACAUUAUGGAAGAAUAUGGAAAAAUACAACAAUAAACCAACUUGACUUCCACAAACACCGUGAACUAACGUACUGAUAUGUGAUAUGGAAUUAUAGUCUGGAAUAA